AUGUUUCAUUUUCGCGAUGUAGGCUAUGCGCUUCAGGUCUUCUCUCGAUUGCGCGACUUGUGGAGGGAGAUAUGGCCGACCCUGCACGUCGACCUCGGGACAGGGCUCCACGGUUUCAGUUCGACAUGUCCCUCCUCGCGGCACUUCUGGACACGUCAGGGCCAGCCACCAGGCUCGUGGUGGGCCGACAAGGUCCGUCCUUACGUCGACUCUUGGACCGCGGCCCUCGACGACGUCGUUUUCAAGGAUCGGCCGCACAGCGACGAGGCGUUCACGGACUAUCUACGGUGGUACCUGCCAAGGACGCGCACACAUGUCGUGCACGUUCCACCAGAGGCUCGGAUCGAGGCCGCAAGGGUGUCCGAGACGUACCCCGUAGUUCGAGACCAGAACUUCGCCAUAGCGUACGAUGUCAUACGAGUGAUUGAGUCCGAGGCUUCGUCGAGUAUGGGCCAGUACCAUGACAUGAUGCCCGCCCAGCACCAGAGCACGCUGCAGAAGAUCGUCGAUAUGUGCAAGCGAUUCCGACGAGCCGUGACCUAUCGUGAGGACGACACCUUCCUCCCACCUCGCAGUUCGGGGCCAGUGCCUGUGCCCGGUCCAUCGUCACGACGGUCUGCACCCGCGGCACAGUCAGGUCCACCGCCACCGCCACCUGACACGAUGGCGACACCUUCGGGUUCUGCAGUUCGGCCCACGUACGUGCCGCGACCGGCACAUUUGUACUCGGCAGCGCCCGGCUCGUCGUUAUUUCCGUCGAUAGAUCCCUACGGCGCCAGAUCUUCGUCUCUUCAUCGUCCAAUACACGAUUUAGAGUACCGGCAGGUGGGAGGGACAGACGACGAUGAGGAGAUUCAGGAGGUGGACGACCUCACGCAGAUGGUGAGGGUGAACACGUUCUUCUCUUUUGCACCAACGCAGGAGGUCGUCGGCACUUCACAGCUGGGGGGUGCCCCACUCGCGACGCAGGACUACAGUCAGGUGGAGCAGAUGCCUGUUCCUGAGCAGGGUCGUCGGUCCACUCGCCAGACCAUCCCGCUGGAGCCACUGACAAGUCAAGGGACCGAAGCUGGAAGUCUGAAUGCAUCUGGACCGCUCUACGAACGAGAAGCACAAGAGGAGACGGCGCUGCACGGAGCAGUGAGGCAGCGUAGUAGAGAAUUAAUUAGACAAGGAAAUUUGCGUGAGGAUAAACAGAACAUCAACGGCAUGCCUCCGCUAUAUCUCGCCAUCUUCCUGGGAUACAGCGACAUCGCUAUGGAUCUCAUUGCAACCUUUGGUGACUCUCUGUCGUACGGUGGACCAGAUGGGCAAAAUGCGCUGCACAUCGCUGCUCUUCGGAGUAAAGAUCUUACCCAGAUAGUUAUAGAUGAGAGACCAGAUCUGAGGAAUGCACCUGAUAAUUCUGGAAGCAUACCUCUUCACUUUGCAGCAUCGGCUGGAGUCGAGGGUGUAACAAGGCUUCUUCUGCUUGGAGAAGGCAGUACUGGCAUAAACAUGGCAGAUGACAACGGGAUGCGCCCCAUCCACGUAGCUGCUUCUGUUGGUGCAAUGGAUGCAGUACGCGCAUUGCUCGACGGAGACAACCAUCCAACCCCACGGGACAACAGGGGCAGGACAUUCCUCCAUGUCGCCGUUGAGAACAAGAAGACAGACGUGGUCAAGUUCGUGUGCGGAAACCCGACGUUUACCAACAUUCUUAAUAUGAAGGACAAUGACGGAAAUACUGCGCUACAUCAGGCAGUCAAGAACAGGGACGAGUCCAUUUUCGGCCAUCUCGUGGGGAACAGGGAUGUGGAGCUCAACCUUUUCAACGGGGUCGGCUACACACCGCUUGAUCUUGCAAGCAAGAUAAAGAUAGAAAAAGCUUUUUCUCCCCAGAACCCGACAGAGUGGAUGAUCAGGGUACUGGCUCACUCCGGAGCUUACUUCAGUGCCCGAAGGCGUGACUUGAGAUUCGGAACAACAGAAAACAAUCAGCAAGUGCUGCCCUUAGCUCCGACUACGAAAGAAAAUAGUGUUCUGGUUGCAUCGUCGCUGAUCGCGACUGUGACUUUCGCCGCCGCAUUCACCAUGCCUGGGUCGUACAAAAUAGGAGGCGACCCCAUGGCGGGCACGCCGGAGUUGGGCAGACGCUACGGCUUCAAGGUUUUCCUCGUCGCUGACAUACUGGCUUUCUACUGCUCGGUGGCGGCCACCUUCAGCCUCGCCGAGUACGGGGACCGGGAUGACGUCGACCCCCUGGUCCGCCACAUCUACGCGAGGCGCGCCGUGUGGCUCUUCCACAUCGCUCUCAGGAGCGUCAUCGUCGCCUUCGCGCUAGGGGUCAGCGUGGUGAUGUGGGACAUUUCUGUCAUGACCACCGUCAUCGUCGGAAUAGCCGCUCCUGGUUUGGUGGUCUACGGGAACGAAGCACUUGCCCACGAUCUCAGGUUUAUAAGGGUGAUGUAUUGCAGGUUUGGCUUCUCACCUGCGUGGAACCUGUAUCCGUCGACGAGUUCAUAUCUGGAAUGGACCACCCGGCGGCUCAAAAGCUUUUCAUGGACGCUCGUCUCGGACAUGUUCAAGCUUUUCUGGACCUAUGUCUUGAUAUUUGCGGUUGCCAUCUAUGCCAUGGAGAUUGUGCAGUGCUGCCACAAACGGAAGGUGCCGACACUCGUGCUCAAGCUUGAUUUCGCCAAAGCCUUCGACACAGUCAUCUGGGACAGCCUGCAAACAAUUAUGCGCGCGCGCGGUUUCCCUGACCGUUGGUGCGCCUGGAUCAACAGCCUGCUCAGCUCGUCACGGACCGCCGUGCUGGUCAAUGGAACUCCGGGGCCGUGGUUUACCUGCAGAAAAGGUCUACGCCAAGGAGACCCGCUGUCCCCCUACCUGUUUUUGCUUGUCGCCGAUGUGCUCCAACAAAUGAUUCAGAAAGACCCCGUGAUCAAACAUCCCAUCUCCUCCAACCAGCCGUGCCCGGUGCUCCAAUAUGCAGACUACACUCUGAUCCUGGUGAGCGCAGAUGCAGCAUCUGUGCAACGCCUAAAAGACCUCCUCGACGCUUUUGCACUUGCGACUGGCCUGCACAUCAAUUUUCAUAAGAGCACCGUGGUACCGAUGCAUGUCGAGAGCUCAAUCCUUCAGCAAUGCAUCUCCAUCUUGGGCUGCCGGCAAGAGCAAUUCCCUCAAUCAUACCUUGGCCUCCCCUUGUCACAUGAGAAACUGAAGCAGGCUUCAUUUACUCCAAUGAUCAGCAAAGCCGACAAAUACUUGUCAGGGUGGAAGGCCUCCCUGCUGAACACGAUGGGGCGCGCAGUUCUUGCGGAUUCUGUGCUUGGCAACCUGCUCGUUUAUGCAAUGGGGGCGCUUAGACUGCCAAAAGGGACACUUGCAGCAUUAGAAGGGAAACGCAGAACUUUUGUUUGGACAGGCUCUGAACAUGCCAGCGGUGCGCACUGCCUUUUUGCGUGGGAACAGGGCAAUCACUGGGACAUGCUAAGGGAGCUCCUUCCUCUGUACCGAGUCAUCACAACUGUUCGGGUGCACAAUGGCCGAUCCACAUCCUUCUGGGACGACUCAUGGCUGGGGGACGAACCGCUGUCUGAAAUUCACCCUGCACUGCACAACCACGCAACCAAGCCACAUGCCACGGUCGCAGAAGUGCUGCAGCUUGGGAUCGACCAAUUCCUCCAGUCCAGAAGAACAAGAGCCACUACAGCUGACUACACUGCCUUGGCCCCGCUCCUCGCCACUGUGCUACCUGGCAGCGGCGAGGAUGAGAGGAUCUGCAAAUUCCAGAAGCCCGACGGGAGCUUGAACACUUCGUCGCUGUACAAGGCGCUCAUGGCUGCCCACACUCCAUCCUGUGAGUUCGCUAGCUUCGUUUGGAAGAACCGGGCACCGCCCAGAGUCCAGAUCUUCGUGUGGCUACUCAUGCAACGACGCAUCCAGAGCCGGAGCAACCUCCUCAAGAAGUCUAUCAUCACGGAUGACACUUUGCGAGCUGUGCAAAGAUCACCCUGA
Panicum virgatum (switchgrass) is the source of this 4005-nucleotide messenger RNA. RefSeq lists its product as uncharacterized. The transcript is spliced from 8 exons. The record is from RefSeq and is a predicted model, not a curated record. Gene Ontology annotation, molecular function: protein binding. Lineage: Eukaryota; Viridiplantae; Streptophyta; Magnoliopsida; Poales; Poaceae. The coding region runs from base 1 to 4005 and encodes 1334 amino acids.